CAUUGGCUUGUCACUGCGUCUUGCCGCAUAUAUUUCUUCUGGCGGUCUUCACGGAGAAAUUCGAUUCGAAAAAGUCACAGAAACAUCCGUAAGAAUUCGAUUUUCGCUUCAAACUACUCUUCAAUAUCCAGACCAACAAUGGCUUUGGUCAGUUACUCAGUUUCCUGUUGAUUACACACGUAUAAACGAUAGAUGCAGUAGACAACAUAUCGGAGAGAGGUGUUUUUCUUGUUUGGAAAAAUUUCUUUUCCAUAUAUCGCUGUCACACGUUUUAUUUAAAAAUCACUACUAUAAACAUGUAGCAUUAUCGACUUAACGGAACUCGUUGGACCGCUCGAUAUGCCUGGAAACGAAACAGGAUCAGUGGAAAUUCCGAACAUAAGUUUAACCGGAGAAAUGGGUUUAUGGGGCAAAGGUCUGAUAUUCCAAGACACAUAUUCAUCCAGAACCAUUUGCGCUUCGAUAACGGUACUAGAAAAGAAUGUAGAGAAAUUUGCGGAAGCACGUUUUCUCGAAACUAUAGCGGGAAGCGUAUGGUUUCGAUGGCUGGGUGGUCACGGUGGUGAUAAUGUUAGCGAUACCAUAAUUUACGUAAAUUUGUAUCAUGUUAAUAACAAAAAAUUGCAAGGUAUAAAAUACACAGAACAUUAUUGGAAAAUUUAUGUGACGGACAUUUUUGACAUUAGUAAAGACAAAUCAAGUUGCAACAUUUUACAAACUGUCUUUGAUCCUGAUAACGCGGGCAAUGGCAAGGCGAUUGGUGAUAUCGAUGCACGUUUAGGCAAGAUAAAAGUAGCUGUGGAUCAUCGUAACGAAUAUAAAACCGUAUACAAAGAUUCAAAGUUGUCUCUGCUACCUUCUACCGAUUUACUCGGACCACAUCGUCAAUUAUAUUUAGUCAUAUUUCAUCCGAAACACGAUGAUUCCAUUUUACAUUGCAGUAAGAUUAAUCAUAGGAAACCUGUCCUUGCCAAAACUUUAAUUAAUUCUCACGGUAUCAAAGGAGAUGUAUCCCUGUCUCAAGUGACUCCAUUCGAUCCAACAUGGGUUAACGUAUCAUUGACACCGAUCAAUGAUUUAGGAACGAGAUUACGCUAUGCUACUAAGAUAAAGUCAUAUAAUAUUCAUGAACUACCUCCAGAUCCAAUAAAAGCUUCGAAUAACUUUGCCAAAGUAUGCGAAACAACUAAGAAAAUGUAUAAUCCAAGUAAUAUCAAUAUAAUGGAUGUACCACCAGCAGGGCUUGGAACUCAAGAUCAAUAUGCUAUUGGUGAUCUUUCUGGGAAACUUCAAGGUCGUAAAGAAGGAUCCUAUCAUUAUGAUAUUUUACCAGGGAGUGCCAAACUUAAUGGAAUUUAUUGGGAUACGUACCUUCCACUCUCAGGGACACAUAGUGUGAUUCACAGAAGCCUUGUUCUUCACAAAUAUAAUGAAACUGAUAAUAAGAGCAUCGUACCAUGGAUCUGCGGUACCUUGAAUCUUUAUUUACCAGAUAAUAUUGGACAAAUACCAAUGGUAACUGCACAAGUAAUAUACAGAUAUCCUAUUGUUGGGAAAAUAAUUUUCCGUCAACCUAAAAAUGACCCUCAAAUGGAUACUACAAUUAUAAUUGAAAAUUUAGUUCAUGCGGAUGGUAACGCUUUAAAUAAUUCAGAAUUACACAGGUGGAUGGUUCAUGAUAAUCCACCAGGCAAAGAUUAUUAUAACUGGACAGGCAGAUGUUUAAGCGCUGGUGAACCUUAUAAUCCUUACAAGGUAGAAUGGAAUUCAAAUCCUAGUGAAUAUUGUUCAAUGUCAGAAGCAUCAUUAUGUCGUGUGGGUGACCUAACAAGACAUAGUACAAUCGACAUUGCUGGCAAAAAGCUUUAUGGGAGUCUAUUAACACGAAGACUCUUCACGGAUACGAUGUUACCUCUGUCAGGUCCCCAUAGUAUAUUAGGUAAAAGUUUAGUGAUAUAUGAUGACCAUGGACCUCGUGCAAGAGGAGAAAGACUAGCAUGUUCAAUAAUUAGUGAAACAUACCAUCGCAAAGCAGUAGCAAGAGACUGGUUUGGAAAUGGAGAAACAAUUUCGCUAAGAGGAAAAUUAGAAUUCUUACAACAAAAUGAAUAUGAUAUCACAAAUAUAGAACUAAAUCUUGAUGGUCUAGAUGGGAAAAUGAGUGGAUAUCACAUACAUAUGACUCCGAUUGAACAAGAUUUAGAAUUUCCAUGUGAAAGCACAUCCCUGUAUGGGCAUUGGAAUCCAUUUAGUAUCAAUGUAAGUAACACGCUAUCUGCAGGAGAAGGAACGACUGAUCAAUAUGAAAUGGGUGAUCUUAGUGGAAAGUUUGGCACUUUAGAAAAUAGAAAAAGAUAUAUGAAAACUUUCAAUGAUACGAUACUUCCUUUAUUUGGACUAAACAGUAUACUAGGUCGAAGUAUAGUGAUUCACAAAAAGCAAAAAAAUUUGAGAUGGGCUUGUUCAACUAUAGAAAGGGGAUAUUCGCCAUCUGAGGCUAUAGAAUUAAGAGCAAUUGCAUCUUUUCAUCAUCCACAAGGUUUUGCAUAUGGCUAUAUAAGAAUGACACAACUUAUUCACCAUGAUGGUAGUCAAAGUGAAACGGUAAUUGAAAUAAAAUUACGACAUCCUGGAAAACAUGAUCGUAAUAUUACAAGAAACCACAAUUGGGCGAUAUAUGUAAAUCCUGUUGGAGUAGAUGCAGCUGUUCAAGUAAAGGAUACUAGAUGUGUAGCUGGUGGAUAUAUAUGGAAUCCCUACUUUACACAGCUAGCAGAUCCUUUAAAUGAUGAUCUGUACAGACAAGAAUGUGGUCCUGAUUUGCCACUUAGAUGUUAUGUAGGAGAUAUAUCAGGUCGAUUGGGUCCUAUCGAUAUAGGACUUCAAAGACAAGUUUUUACAGACUCGAAUUUCCCAUUAGCAGGAACAGUAUCUGCAAUGGGAAGAUCUAUCGUUAUUUUUGACAAAAAUUUUGGCACUGACAGAUUUGCAUGUGCUAACAUUGAGCCUGAUAACGACAUUGUGAAGUAUACAAAUAUAAGAAAACCACCUCGCUUCGUAGUGGCACAAUUUCUAGAAGAUGUAAGAAAAAUUAUGGGUGUUCCAGAUUGGAUGUUAUCCAUAGAUACUAGAAAAACAAAGAUUUUACAUAGUGGAGCAUGCAUUCAGUUUUUAAUGCAUUUUAAGGGUCCAAUUGCUAGCACGUUAGAACAAGAUUUUAAUAAACUUAUAUCAACUGGACGAUUAGACACACCUAGUUUGUAUAUUCCAGGAUAUGUUCCAACAAAACGAAAAGCAACAUUAGGUUAUCGCCAAUGUGGAAAUCAAGAUCCAAAUGAUAAAAGAUCCAAAUUUUCCCUACCAAAUAUAUCUUCAUCACAGUGUUCAAAACUUACUUUAAUUGUUGCUACGUGUAUUAUUACUAAAUUAUUAUAA
Messenger RNA from Bombus pascuorum, 3435 nucleotides. RefSeq lists its product as uncharacterized. Gene Ontology annotation, biological process: superoxide metabolic process. The record is from RefSeq and is a predicted model, not a curated record. The transcript is spliced from 17 exons. NCBI's taxonomy places the organism in Eukaryota, Metazoa, Arthropoda, Insecta, Hymenoptera, Apidae. Gene Ontology annotation, molecular function: metal ion binding. The coding region runs from base 340 to 3435 and encodes 1031 amino acids.